AUGAACUCUAGUGGUGUGAUGUCUACUACAUCGUCGUCUCUGGCUCACGCAGAGGAAAACGGUACAGAGAUAUUUUCAGGAGCGGCGUCUCAAACAGUCCCAACAUCGAUUUCCAAAUUCCACCAUCAUGUGCGUUCGAUUCAUCAUCCAACAUUUGAAUCACUAUCCAUUCAAACAUCAAAUCUGGGCGAGUCUGUGCUAUUGGAUGAACCAUACGAGGAAGGUUCUGGACUUGAAAGGAUUGAUACAGAUACAUCUGAAUUUUCAGAGAGAACCAAUUUCAGGUUUUUCACCACUGAUGAGAUCGAAUCUGCCAAAGGUGUUUCCAGUUUGAGAAGACCCACUACUAGUAAUCGACCAGAUUCCGUUCCUGUUGAUUACGAUACCAAUUGGAAUACUUUCGAGGACGACUACGACGACAGUGAGGCUGUGUUGUCAGAAGAAGAGGCCAGCAGGCUUUCUAGUCCCAAAAUAGAUAAUAUAACUGGAUCAGCUGACUAUGGAUCUACUGGAAGUAAAGAUGGUGACGAAGAUGCUAAUAAUUAUAUUCACAAUUAUCGUGAGAGAAGAUUGACUUAUGGUGCUGAAGAAGAGUUGGUCAGAGAACAGGAGAACGAGGAUCAGGCUGUGGGCAACUAUCAGAAAUCGGACAUUGGUUUCCACGAUCAAUUGUAUCUUCCUAAAUUUCCUGCCAAAAAUCACAGCCAAAGGUUUUACUUAGCAGAAGAAGACCUUGUUGUGGGAAUAGCGGGCUAUCGAAUCUCUAAGCUAAGAAAGCUACUUUAUCAGAUCUUUGUUGUAAUCACUUGUGGACUAGGAUAUCUUUUUCUUCGUUGGUUGCCCAGAUAUAGAAUUAAACUUCUUGCGCAACCAUCCUCUUUGGGUAAAGCUGAGCAUGUGGUUAUUGAAGAUGAAUUUGGUCUACUUGAUAUUGUCCCAGUUGACAGAAUCUGGUACAACAAGCGAUUGUCAACCUUUUUGUCGCUUGAUAUAGUUAAAGAGGAUGAUGAUAGUAAGUUUAGCAGCGGAGACACCCCUUACAGCUUGGAGGAUAUCGAUCCUAUAAUACCAGUCUUGAUCUGCUUUGAGUAUAGAUAUAUGAAGUUUUUCUACGAUCCACGUGAUGACUUGUUCAAACUUUCUAACAAUUGGGUUGAUGAACGCUGGUGCCAUUACCCUGAUAUUAAAGACGGCAUAUCCGAGGAUACCCAUAGAACUCGCCGGAGUGUCUUUGGAUCUAACAUGAUAAGGAUUAAAGACAAAUCUGUUUUUGCGCUUUUGAGGGACGAGAUAUUACAUCCUUUCUAUGCAUUUCAAAUCUUCUCCAUUAUUCUUUGGUUGUCUGAUAGCUACUACUAUUAUGCCUUUUGCAUCUUUAUUAUUUCAGUUUUCUCCAUUUCCGAGUCUUUAAUUGAGACUCGUUCCAAUAUGGAAAGAAUGAGAAAGCUUGCCAUUUUUGAAUGCACCGUGAGAGUGUGGAGAAAUGGCUUUUGGAAAGAAGUUUCCUCUGAAGAUCUGGUUCCUGGAGAUGUUUACGAGGUUUCCGAUCCUUCACUAGGACUGUUUCCCUGCGAUUCCCUUCUUUUGGGAGGUGACUGUAUUGUGAACGAGUCGAUGCUCACUGGAGAAUCCGUCCCCGUAUCGAAGGUUUCAAUUUCUGCAGAUCUUGUUUCUUUGAUUAAAGCGGAAUUUACCAGUGCCAAGUUUUCCGCUCAUUUUGCCAGAUCAUUUUUAUACAAUGGUACCAAAAUUAUUAGAUGCCGCUAUGGAAACAACGGAGACGAACCUGCUCUGGCCAUAGCUAUUAGAACUGGAUUCAAUACUACUAAAGGUGCAUUAGUUAGAUCCAUGCUUUUCCCCAAACCGAGCGGAUUCAAAUUUUAUGACGAUUCAUUCAAAUACAUUGGUGUGAUGGGUCUUGUAGCUGGUGUUGGAUUUAUUUUUUCCAUAGCCAACUUCAUUAAUUUGGGUGUUGAUACCAAAACGAUUAUAUUGAGAGCCCUCGACAUUGUGACGAUUGUGGUUCCUCCGGCAUUGCCUGCUACUUUGACUAUUGGUAUCAGCUUUGCUUUAUCUCGACUAAGAAAGAAGAGUAUUUUUUGUAUUGCACCUACAAGACUCAAUAUGGGUGGAAAGUUGGAUGUGGCAUGCUUUGACAAGACGGGGACUUUGACCGAGGAAGGAUUGGACGUUAUGGGAAUUCAUAUUUCGAAGCCCAUUAGGGAUAGGAGGGAGCACGAGUUCACCGAUUUGUUUGAGACUGCGGAUUCUAUGCUGCACUCAGGUGCUGUAGAUGGUGGAAAUCCAUUUCAGUGGUUAUUCAAUACUAUGCUCUCUUGUCAUUCAUUGAAACUAAUUGAUGGAGAACUUGCCGGUGAUCCUUUGGAUGAAAUGAUGUUUGAAUUCACUCAUUGGAAACUUGUUGAAGAGCCCUCGGAUGAUCAGGAUCUCAAACAAUUUGUUCGAUCACACAUAUUUUCUGGAAACGUGAGUUCGGUUAUAUUCAAGCCAAUAUCCUCUGAAACAUACACACGCAGUAUUAUUCAGCUUAAAGAGUUUGAGUUUAUUCCACAGUUGAGAAGAAUGUCUGUGGUAUGUCAGUCUUUAGACUCACCUUCAAAACUUGACGUUUACGUCAAGGGAGCACCGGAAGUAAUGGAAAGCAUAUGUUUAGCGGAGAGUAUUCCUGCUAAUUUUCAAGAAUUAUUGUAUCAUUAUACGCACUCUGGAUACAGGGUCAUUGCUUGCGCCACAAAAACACUGAAGAACCGUAACGAAAACGAGCCCAAUGAUUUGACCUUCUUAGCAGACUUGUCACGGGAUACGUGCGAAAGUGAUCUUACCUUUAUUGGAUUCAUCAUCUUUGAGAACCGAUUGAAGAAUGGGACAAAGAAAGCUUUGAAGGAAUUAAGAGAUGCGGAUUUGAGGACCAUUAUGUGUACUGGUGAUAAUAUCCUAACUGCAGUGUGUGUUGCCAAAGAGUGUGAACUCGUUGAUCCCAGUGGGAAAGUGUAUAUAGCAUCAUUCAACUACGACAAUCAUCGGGACAUAGAUGCUGGAGCGGAAAUUCCUUCUAUCACGUGGUCCGAGGCUGAAGAUCCAGAAUCACAACUUGAUCCAGUGACAUUGGUACCGUUGGACAUCAAUCAAGAUGACAAUUAUUGCGUUGCCGUGACUGGAGAUGUAUUCAAGUACAUUUUAACAGAACUCUCAGGCAUGGAAUACUUUAUCGAGAAGAUACUCAUGAAGGGUGCGAUCUUUGCACGUAUGUCACCAGAUGAAAAGCAAGAAUUGGUGGACAGAUUGAGAGGCCUUGAUUAUACUGUUGGUUUUUGUGGUGAUGGUGCCAACGAUUGUGGCGCUUUGAAAGCUGCAGAUGUUGGCAUCUCUCUUAGUGAGGCUGAAGCUUCAGUGGCGGCUCCUUUUACAUCACAUAUAUUUGAUAUUUCGUGUGUUUUGAGCGUCAUUAAAGAGGGAAGAGCGGCAUUGGUGACAAGUUUCUCCUGCUUCCAGUAUAUGUCACUGUAUUCAGCUAUUCAGUUUAUCAGUGUAUCAAUUCUUUACAAAGAGGGUGUUAAUUUGGGUGAUUUCCAGUUCUUAUACAUCGAUCUUUUCCUCAUCAUCCCAAUUGCCGUUUUCAUGUCUUGGUCCGAGGCUUACCCUGUUCUUUGUAAGAAAAAACCAACGGCUAAUCUUAUUUCUCCGAAGAUUCUCAUACCUCUUAUGGGAAGUAUUGCCGUUGAGGCAGUGUUUCAGAUAGGUGCAUGGAAGCUAGGUAAACAGCCUGACAAACCCUGGUACGUGAAAGCUAUUCCAGGAAACGACGAAGAAGUUAAAUGCACAGAUAAUACUGUAGUGUUUUUCUUCUCCAACUUCCAGUAUAUAUUUGCUGCUCUGAUGUUAACCGUAGGACCCCCAUACAGAGAGCCUGCCAUUAAGAACGGGCCGUUUAUUAUCACUAUUGUCACCGCAGUGCUGUUCUCGAUAGUGUUAAUGCUGUUGAAUCCCAAAUCUUCGUUUGGAAAUUUGAUGGAUUUAACAUGGCUACCUAGAGCUGUCGUAAGCCGACUUCUAUUGGGAGCAUUAAUCAAUUAUGUGGUUUUAGAGAUUGGUGAUAAGUACAUAUUUACGAGAUUGACCAGACUAUGCAAGCGGCUGUUUGGCCACAAGGGUUCCAAAAAACGGUUCAAGAAUCUAAGGAGAGAGUUCAAAAACUUAAAUGAAGCCUGA
This is a messenger RNA of Brettanomyces nanus, 4230 nucleotides long. RefSeq lists its product as uncharacterized. Gene Ontology annotation, molecular function: ATP binding; ATPase-coupled monoatomic cation transmembrane transporter activity; ATP hydrolysis activity. The coding region runs from base 1 to 4230 and encodes 1409 amino acids. NCBI's taxonomy places the organism in Eukaryota, Fungi, Ascomycota, Pichiomycetes, Pichiales, Pichiaceae. The record is from RefSeq and is a predicted model, not a curated record. Gene Ontology annotation, biological process: intracellular calcium ion homeostasis. Gene Ontology annotation, cellular component: membrane. The transcript has 2 exons.